GUGUCAUCCUCCAACACGGAUCGGGCCGCUGCAGAUCGCGCAAUUAGCAGAGCCGAGCAUCGGCGGACAUUAAUAAUACACCUCAACUAGUUAAGCUCUCCAGGCCGUGGGAAGAUACGACAUAUACCUUCCCAGGGAAAAAAAAGUUUUUCCAAAGUUUCCACGCAGGCUCGCAAUUACCAACAUCCUGGCUUUCCGCAGAACUCUCGCAAAAAUGACGAACUUCAACAUCGAGAUCGUCUCGGACACGGUUUGCCCUUGGUGCUACGUUGGGCACAAGCAGCUCACCAAAGCGAUUGCAACCUACCGCGCCGCGCAUCCGGACAGCAACGACACGUUCAGCACGACCUGGAAGCCUUUCUAUCUGGACCCUGAUGCACCCAAAGUGGGCAUUGAGAAAUCGGAGCGCUACGCGGCUAAAUUCGGCCCCGAGAGGACGCAGGCCAUAUUCCAGCGCCUGGGUCAGGUCGGGCAGGCCGUGGGCAUCAACUUCAAGUUCGGCGGUAAGACGGGCAACACACGCGACUCGCACCGCCUGAUCCAGCUGGGCAAGACGAAGUCUCCCGAAGUGCAGACCAAGGUCGUCGAGGCCCUGUUCGCGGCCUAUUUCGAGAACGAGCAGGACAUCACGUCCCACGACGUGCUUCUCGCGGCGGCCAAGAAGGCGGGCCUCGACGAAGCUGAGGUGAAAAGGUGGCUGGAGAGUGAUGAGGGUGGAAAGCAGGUCGAUGCCGAGGUUGCGGAGGCUCAGGAAAGGAUGAUAAGUGGGGUUCCGCAUUUCACGCUGAACGACCGAUUCGAGGUCGAGGGUGCACAGGACAGCACGGCCUUUGUUCGCUUAUUCGAAAGACUGAAGAAGAUGGAAGGAGAUGACGCCGUGGCGAAGGUGGAAGUGGGUUCAAAGUGCUAGGCGCUACUACUGGCUACAGAAAAUUGUCGUACGUUUUACUGUUCAUUGUAUACAUAGCACUCACACUUCAUUCCAGAAGGCUGUGCAUGACAGAUAGUCUGGAUGACGCUCGUUUCAUAUUUUUCUCUUGAAUUCGAUUUCUUUUCUAUCCAGCUCGGAAGGCCGUAUGCACUUAUGAAUGCCAUUACGAUCCACUACUAAAACUCAAGAAAACAGUUCAAGCUUGCUGCACAAAGGGGCUAGAAGUGUUCAAUCCGCGCUGCAAGGGACUUGCUUCAAUCUCUGCUACCGAUAUUCCAACGGUUUCGAGGGCACACACACAGAGAGUUGGACAACGGUUGGCACCCAACAUUAAGCGGCGAUUGACGAUUUAGCUUCUUCGUAGUCGUUAGCUUGAUACAUGCUUUAGUGCUCCUGCUUUUGGGCAUGAGUAAUUAGGCUUUGUACAGUUUUUACGUGUUCAAUAUUAUUCAAUCAAUACCACAUGUAAACCGUCUAAUGUAGCUGCUUCUACCACGGUCAGGCACUAGAAAACGUCGUGCUCGAAUUGAAGGCUGUUCAGCAACGCAAUACAAAGACCACACACACA
Molecule: messenger RNA, 1499 nt
Organism: Verruconis gallopava
Lineage: Eukaryota; Fungi; Ascomycota; Dothideomycetes; Venturiales; Sympoventuriaceae
Exons: 1
Coding region: 215-910 (231 amino acids)
Molecular function (GO): oxidoreductase activity
Source: RefSeq, a predicted model, not a curated record